Messenger RNA from Capronia epimyces CBS 606.96, 1794 nucleotides. RefSeq lists its product as uncharacterized. NCBI's taxonomy places the organism in Eukaryota, Fungi, Ascomycota, Eurotiomycetes, Chaetothyriales, Herpotrichiellaceae. Bases 1 to 1794 code for a protein of 597 amino acids. The record is from RefSeq and is a predicted model, not a curated record. The transcript has a single exon.
AUGGCUGCCGUCCUAGGACCCUGUCCCGAUGACCCGGACGCUGGCAUCACCCACACCACGACAGCCGAAGCUAGAUUUGCAGAAGGAAGGGCCCGCCGCGAACUCAUCAGCCAGAUCAUUCGCGCCAACUACAUCGGGCCCCAAAGGAGCUUGUUAGGCUCCCUCAACGAAUUCCGUCACUGGUCCCCGCAGGAGGUGAGAAAUCUAUUCGAGCAGAACCUGCCGCCCAUCAAGGAAGGAGAUGCAGAGGGGCGCAGAAAACUGUACCCUCUAGGACCACUGUAUCGUUCCAUUCCUAGCGAUUCUAGAAGAUGGAAAGACUUGGCCACCAAAGCCGCCAUGGUGGGCGUGGUGGAUGCUUUUGCGGUACCCUUCUCCCCGCUCCUCUUGUUGGCAUCGAAAGAGCAACGGAAGAAAACGAUGCAAAUCUAUGCCGAUCUCAACGUCAGUGCAAUCUCGUCAUCGUUCUUCGUCAAGGCCAGCCCUGGCCUGUUGGAACAGGCAGCGCAGUCUGGGAAAGCCCUAUGCGUCAACCGCUGGGGCAUAUUUCGGAUCAUGGACUCGGGGUAUGCCGCCAUCUCACACGUCUGGGUCGAGACGAUGGGAUUGGAGUAUAACGACGAGAAAACUGAGCAGGAUGAGCGCGGGUUCAAUAUGCACCAUUUCAUUCGGAUCAUGGACGUGGUGCGCCGGACUGGGUGCGAGUGGGUCUGGUUCGACCUGCUCGCGAUCCCGAAAGGCCGCGACCCAGCUUCUAGGGCGCUGAAAACGAGGCUCAUCAACAGCCUCCGCCAUGUCUAUGCCAACGCCGCCAGGAUCGUCGUGCUAGACGGUCUCACGCUGCAACUCAACUCCGGCGACCCGCUCAUCACAGCCGCCAUAUUGUCGUGUGGUCGGUGGCUUUCACGAGUCUGGACAUACCAGGAAGCCAAGCUCGCCCGCGAGCUCAAGAUCGUCACGGCCACGGCCGUCAUCGACCUCAAAGACAUGGUCGGCGCUCUGCGGGCCGCCGAGCUGCGCGACUACAACCGCUGGCACCAACUGUAUUUGACCUUUGCCCGGCUUAUGCCGCUACACGAACAGGGCAUUUCGCUGGCUGACAUCGCCUUGAGUUGCGGCAACCGGUCGUGCGAGAACGAGAUUGACUAUGCGCGCGGCUUCUUCGCCGUACUCGGCCUCGAGUGGAAACAAGACUUUACGUACGAGGACGGCAUGCUCGCGAUUCUGCAGUCGCAACCGCAACACGCCGCCAGCAUCGCCGGCAUGCAUGGCCCUCGCGGCCUGCCGAGCCCUUAUUCCUGGGCGCCCAAGUACCUGGCCCGGCUGCAAGGGCGCAUCUACGACGGCUUUGAUGUGCAGCUGGGCACGUUGAUCGGCUACUGGCACACUGUCACCGUCAAACAGCUCAAGAAGAGGUUUGUGCCAGAGUCGUUCCCAGGCGUCGUAUGCGAUCUGGUCGUGGCCGACAAUCCCGACGCACCCAUGGAAGCAAGAGCAGAAGCGGAGAUCCAAAUCCGAUUCUACCCAGAACAUUGGACGGACCAGCUCGAAGCGUGGCUCGAGGAAGCCAUCCCCAGCGGUAAAGCCCGUCUCCUUUGCGGCGAGCACAUGAACGUGGACCCAUGCGAGUCCGACCAGUACGCCCGCAUCGUCCUGGCUGCCAUAUCCACCGUCGGCGCGGUCGCAGAUCUCAACUUGGACGACUGGGGCGCCGUCGCCGGAAGUGCCGUGGUUAAUUGUCCGAGCAUAGGCGCCGUCCGAGAUACAAAGAUGCGUUGGUUGUUCCUGGAUUGA